Dreissena polymorpha is the source of this 3263-nucleotide messenger RNA. RefSeq lists its product as uncharacterized. The transcript is spliced from 4 exons. Gene Ontology annotation, biological process: positive regulation of DNA-templated transcription. The record is from RefSeq and is a predicted model, not a curated record. Gene Ontology annotation, cellular component: chromatin; nucleoplasm. Gene Ontology annotation, molecular function: protein binding; ubiquitin-protein transferase activity; zinc ion binding. The coding region runs from base 63 to 2162 and encodes 699 amino acids. NCBI's taxonomy places the organism in Eukaryota, Metazoa, Mollusca, Bivalvia, Myida, Dreissenidae.
UUCAAAAAUCAGAAUGUCAAUUAAUCGACUUUCAAAAGAGUGAAAUAAUUUGAACAUCUACAAUGGCUUCCAAUUUUGAAAGUUCAAUUUAUAGGGAAUCAGAUAUAUUCUUUGACUUUUCGUGUUACACUUGUAAGGGAAAUGAUAGAAACACAGAGGCUGAAUUUUACUGUAAGGACUGUUCCAUGGUUUACUGUGGCAAAUGUUUGGAGCACCAUAACUUUCUUUAUCAGAAGCAUGCAACUUUGGACAAGAAAAACAUAAGUAAGUGGCCAGUUUCCGAUGCAACAUUUGAUGUUCGAGAGCAAUGUCAGGUGCACAAGGACAGGAAAUUGGAAACAUUCUGUGAGGACCACAGUGAGCUGAUGUGCGCAGUCUGUCAUGUCUACAAUCAUAAAAAAUGCAGCCAUUUUGUUCUCAUAGCUGAUAAAGUGGAAGACCUGCACCAAAAAGGGGAGUUCAAGCAGUUGUCAGCGACUCUGGAUACUUUACAUGGACAGUUGAUUCUGAAGAAAGAUGACUUUGAGGAAAAUCUGAAGUCCCUGGAACAAGCAUACAAUACCAUUCUGGAAGAAAUCAUUGCUUUACGCAAGGCAAUCAAUGAUUCUUUGGAUCAAUCGGAGAAGAAUACUAUCAAAGAGUUAGACACACUACUGGCUAAAUUGAGGACAUCUAUUCAAACUGAUAAUGCAAACUGCAAUGCGUCUAUCAAAAAGAUGACAUCUUGUAAAGAAGAUUGGCUAAAUAUUAGAGGCAAAAGUGAAGCAAUCCAAAUGAUUAUGUACAGAAAAUGCUUUGACAUGUCUGUCAAGACCAAAUCAGUAUUACAAGAAAUGACAGACGAGAAUGAUAUAACACUCAGCUUUACACCUGAUCCAAUAAUCCAUCAAACCAUGGCCACUCUUUCAGGAUUGGGACAAAUACUCAUCAAAGAUAGCAGAGUAACAAAAGAGACAAAACCUGAAGCAUGUUGCUCAUUAUACAGCAAAAGUGAUCCUGAAAUUAAAGCCAUUGAAACCAACAACCAAGACCUGGAUACCAGUCCAGUAUCAGGAACACCCAGACAAGCUGAAAUUACAAACCAAACAAGUGCUCUUAACAAGCUAGAUACAAUUUCCAAUCAAGCAUCAGUACCACCUAAACAAGGUGACAUUACAAACCAAUCAACUGCUGUUAACAAGUCAGACUAUGUGUCCAAUCCAAUUUCCAAUUCAUCUUCACAGUCUAACAAUACAAGUGCUUUGAACAAGCCAGGCUGGAUACCUAAUACAGUAACAUCAAGUUCUUCAACACAGUUGGUCCAAGGAUAUCAAUCAAGUGCACUUGACCGGUCUGAUCCAAACCAAGUCAUCAGAGUGAAGACAAGUAAGAAGUAUGAUGUGAGGAUAGAGAAGGAUGCAUACAGCUGCUCUAUAUCAGGUAUCUGUGAGAUAGCUAAUGGAGAAUUCCUCCUGAUAGACUGGAAAAACUUAAAAGUAAAGCAGCUUGAUCAGACAUACAAGGUGGUGGCCCACUGUGACUUGCCUAGUCACCCAGUGUCCAUUUGCAGCAUCGACUCCAGUCUGGUGGCUGUUGCUUUGGGUAUCGGAGAGAUCAUUUUCAUCAGAGUGACCAAUCUUAAGCUGGUAAAGGACAGGACUAUGAAAUUCCAACAUUUAUGCCAUGGUAUUGCCCAUCACCAUGGCAAGCUGUUUAUUACAACAGACACAGCCCUGUACCAGUACUCUGUGGAUGGAAGACUUGUGAGCAAGCUGUAUGAAGACAAAUCAUACAGGAUUUGGAGUGAACAUAGAGUUGGCUCCUGCGCAGUGAGUCCAGAUGGAGAGAGGAUAUAUGUGACUAACCAGGCCUGCAGUGGGCUGGUCACACUGGCCAGGGAUGGCACAGUUAUCUCCACACUCUCUGACCAUGCACUGACGUGGAUGGAUUGCGGAGAAGUUCCACAAAGCAUCCAUGUGACAGACUCAGGAAAAGUUCUGGUAUGUGGGGACAACACAAUCUUCCAGGUGGACAAAGAUGGGAGACAGAUACUGGCAGAGGUGGUUACAGAAAAGGAUGUUGUGAUAUUACCAAUAUGUAUCUACUACAGUGAACAUACAGGAAUUCUAGUUGUGGGAAUGUGGGGUAGUAAUAAUGACAUUUUGGUGUUUAGCACACGCUGACUCUUUGAACAGUUAAUAUCUAAUGAUUUAAAUAUACAUGGAAUACAUUUAAAACGGGACAUAUUCAAGGACUGAAAAUAUGAAAAUAUUUCCCAUGAAAAAGCAGCCUUUCCAUGAUCAUAUCAAAGUGAGUUAAAAUAUGCUCAUAUACUUAUAAGUUAAACAGAAACUUUAUUUGAUAGGAUUGCAAUAAUAUCUACAUUUAUCUACUAUUAAUUUCUUUGAGAGAAUGAGUUUGUGUGAUACUUGUUAUAAAUGCUAUUGUAUAUUUACUUUGUUUUGUUCCGUUUUGCAUGAUUGCCUAAGUAAUGUACUGUUAUGAAUAUUCAAUAAAUGGGUCAAUGAGUUAUGUAUUGUAUUAACUUUUUUAUGAGCAUGAUCAAAUAUAUAAAUUGUUUUCCAAAAAGAAACUGGCCAUAGGCUCUUAGGUGCUCACCUGAGACCAGAGGGAACUAAACUAUUAUGACAAGGCAGAGUUCAGAAUAAUACAAGAAACAUAAAUAUUUAAUUUCUAGACACAUUUUUUGUUCAAACGCGGCUGAGAUAUCAGUAGAUAUUAAGGAUGCUAGAGGUUAACCAGAAUUCUACUGAAACGAUCAGUUGACUGGUAACAUAGUUCGGGAAAGGUUAACCUGAUUUGUUUAUCAUGCUUUUUUCAUAAAAAUUAAUAGUAAGAUUGUACUUUUUGCGCUUACAUACUGCUGGUGUUUGGUUUGAACAACAUGCAACGCUAACUACUGUAAUAUAUAACAUGUCAAUGAACACAGGAAUCAAGCAAUAGAUCAGUAUCUUUGUGGUGACAAACAGGUUGCAUGUUUUGAUAAUUGGCACUAUAUAUUGUUUUGUUUUACUCGCGAAAAUUUAACUUGCAAACUGUGGGGGGAGUUUGGGCUAUUAGUGUAGACGUUAUUGACACAUUUUAUAUCAAACUUGCAACAAAAAUAUGUUGAGACUUUGGAAAGCUUAUUUUUAUACCUUAUAUCCAAAACUGAUUGCUCACAAAAAUAAAGUGUUAAUACAUGUAAGUAACAAUGUUAUCAAUAUAAGCAUUCGUUGACCUGUUAACGUCAUAUUUGUUUCAUUAGAAAUUUGUAUUUGUAG